AUGGAGAAAUUACAAAAGAUUUAUAUGGAUUACAAACGAUGGGUGAUUAAGAAUCCCUGGCUAGUGGCGGAUAUAGAAACCUUAGCGACGUGGUCUUCUUAUUUUAUGGCGGUAAAUAAGGACAAAUCACCUUUAACAUCAGAACUGGUGUAUACGCUCACAAAACUCGUAUCGUUCCAUAACGACAGGAUUUUACGAGAAACUUAUGAUACUGAGGACCUUUAUUACGGUCAGCGGGACCAGAUCAAAAUGUGGUUGACUAUAAUUCACUACAGUGAAGUUUUUAUUGAAAUGCUAGUGAAAAACAAAUGCGGAUCGCAAGCUAAAUGGACGGUCGUAACAUUACUGCAAGUUUUUAAAUGUUCUUCAGCUCUUGUCCUGCUGUUCAGGUUUAAGGAGUUGCCAAUACAGCAUCCACCGAUACCGGUGUUACGAAGGAAGGAACUCAUUGAAGGAAGAAAGAUUGACCAGAACUCUAAUACAUGUUUUGUUCUACCAAGAUCGGGACGAGUAAUGAGACGUGUUGUUGGAUCUCAAGGCGUCGCUUUCCGUGACUGGGAGCCCAUGAAAAUAAAGGAAGACUCUGGAGCAUCAAACGUGAAAGAUCUGGUUUUUGCUGAGUCAUUGCAUAUCUUGAAGCCUUUAAUACAUUUAGCAUCUAUGAAAUUAUUUGGAACUAAAUCGCGGAAGCAAUGGCUUGUAGCCCUUUUUGUGGACAUGAUCCCCGAGGCCGGCGAUAAGCUGCGCGCGCGCACUAUCCGCACCGAUCUUUUGUACGAAAGCAGGUCAUUCACCUCAGAACCGGAUAUCGAUGGAAUUUGGAUAGUGAUAAGGGUUUGUGGUUGGUUCUCAGCGUGUGGAUGUCGGGGCGGAGCCCUAGCAUCACCACGGGGCUCCAUCUCUGCUCUGCUGCGGGCGCGAGCCUUCGCCCUCGUGUCGCCGCGCGCCAUAUCUGCGUACCGAGCGCGACCGGCCUCCGAGAGCGGGCGUGUAGGGGCGCAGUACGAGCGUGCGGCGGCGCGGCCCGGCACGCCGCUGCGCCUCGCAGGCGUGUUCGCAGACGGCAGCAAGGCUAAGGCGCCGAAAUAUGCUCAGCUCAUCGAUCCGCAGGGGAACAACGCAAUAUUAAUUAUGUCGAACAGGAUUUGA
This is a messenger RNA of Spodoptera littoralis (African cotton leafworm), 1149 nucleotides long. The record is from the annotation of a GenBank genome assembly. NCBI's taxonomy places the organism in Eukaryota, Metazoa, Arthropoda, Insecta, Lepidoptera, Noctuidae.